UAGGUAAUUUGGCCACUUUUCGAUUUCGAUUUGCUGCCAAAAGCACAAUUCUAUUUUAAACUAACAGUUAUAAUAAGAACACUACUCUACGAGCAGUGUUAUUUGCGUGCUUUUAACAUCGGACAUAUUUUACGGUUCUUCAACUGCAAAAUAUUAAUUUCGACCUUAAUUACGUAAUUCAUUCAUAAAACGAUCCACAGUUGUUACGAAAACCGAAAUGUUCUUGCUCUUCAGACACCGAUUCACGCGACGUAUAUCAACGCCUAUCUAAGGACGUAUAUAAAUAUCCGCAUGCAAUAAUGCUGCUUCAUAAACUCGUUAUCAAGUCCAGUGGUCUUCGUGCGUCUUUAUCUUUCCGAAGUUGAAUCUUAGAAUUAGAUCUUUCAAUUAAAAUAUUUUAGAAUAGAUUUAUGAAUAUUUUUCAUAACAAUACGAAAUUGAAAUCGUAAAAAAGUAACGAGAGAAGAACGUCUGCUUUGAACAAUGCGUUGCAAGAUGUUUUUCUGAAACCGAUCUUCUAUUUGCGUUAUUUACGUGGAAAAUUUUCCGGUCGUCAAAACAAAAUUUCUAGAUUCGCUCCAACAAAACGGGCAAAUGAGUGCCGUGUUAAAACGAUACACUUCGCCCGAUAUAAAAGAAGAGGAAACAAACAUUGCACAUUCUAUUUCGACAAAGUGCUUUCACGAUCGAGAUGGAACCGCGUGAGACGGAAGAGUUGCUCAAGGCCCACUUGCGGGAGAACGAUCUCCAGCGAGAUGAACCUUCGUGGACCCAUCGGUCGCUCUCCUCUGGGAGGUCGCGGCAUGUUCGCCGCGCGAGAUAUCGCGGUCGGCGAGCUGAUCUUCACGGACGCCCCGCUGCUGAUAGGGCCGCGAUGCUACAGAAAAUAUCUGCCGAUGUGCGCGGUCUGCUACAAAGACAAUUGUCCUCUGUUUCCCUGCGAUCGCGGCUGCGGCCUGCCGAUCUGCUCGGCGGAAUGCGAGAACUCCGCGGCGCACGUGCAGGCCGAGUGCCGGCUCUUGAAAGAAUGGGCACCGACGUGCGGUUCCGCCUGGUCCAAGGACCUGUUACUCGCGAUGGUACCGAUACGCGGUCUUACAUUGUCAAAGCGGCAGCGCAAACUCUUAUACGUUUUCGAGUGGCACUCGAACCAUAUUCGAAGUAACGAGAUCGAGUUGCUCAAAAGAAACGUGAGUAAUCUUCCGAGCGAGGAGCAGAUGGAAGUCAUGAGACGCAUUUGCGGGGUCUUUAACACGAAUUCGUUCGAAGUCGUCGUUCUCAAGGACGAGGAUCACAUCGUGAGCCUGCGUGGCCUUUAUCCGACGGGCGCGUUGCAGAAUCACUGCUGCGUGCCGAACACCAGGCACCACUUCGACGAUCAGCAGCGACUGCACGUGAGCGCCGCGCUGCCCAUCGCCGUCGGCGAGGAGAUCACCAUGUCCUAUACCGAUCUGCUGUGGGAUACGUCGAGCAGGAGGCAGUUUCUCAAGGCUACUAAACACUUCUUCUGCGACUGCAACAGAUGCUCCGAUCCCACGGAAUUUGGAUCCCGGCUUGGAGCGCUUUUCUGUGCGAGAGACGAUUGUUCGGGACACCUGUUGCCUCACAGUCCUCUCAGUCGCGAGUCCUCUUGGAUCUGCGACAAGUGCCGGACCAGCGUGAAUCGCAGACAGAUUGAAUGCAUUCAUUCGGGAUUAAAUGCUCUUGUAUUCGACGCUAUGUAUAAGAGUCCGCGAGAAAUUUUAAAAUUUGUAGAAACGGUGUUAUCGAAAUUGGUACCCGCUGCUAAUCACGUCAUGAUGGAUGUUAAAUAUCGUAUAAUCUCGUAUUUUGGCAGAAUUCCCGAUCUUAAAUGGAAAGAUCUCACCAAUGUAGAACUUAGAAUUAAGAAAACAUAUUGUAACGAUAUACUUUCUGUUUUGGACACUUUGAAUUCUGGAGAUUCGAUUAAAAAAGGUCUCGUUUUAUAUGAACUAUAUCGUACAAAUCUUGAAUUGUAUAAACGCCAGAUGUCGAAGAAUAACAAAGAAGGGACACAUAUAAAAGAUGACGAUAAUGAGCACUUAUUAUGGAAAGCAAUGAGUAUAUUACAGAACGAUGUUGGCGCGGCCUGUGUUCGCAGAAGUGAUUAACACAAACUGACAUCGCUGAGAAAAAUCACAUUUAUUACAUUAUUCGACGUUUCUGGAUGGAUGUACGUAAUAUGUGUGCAUAAAUAUAUUAUAACAAUAAUAAAGAGACACAUUAUUCUGUAUUAUAA
This is a messenger RNA of Linepithema humile (Argentine ant), 2260 nucleotides long. RefSeq names its product SET and MYND domain containing, arthropod-specific, member 8 (gene SmydA-8). The record is from RefSeq and is a predicted model, not a curated record. Lineage: Eukaryota; Metazoa; Arthropoda; Insecta; Hymenoptera; Formicidae. Gene Ontology annotation, molecular function: protein binding.